This is a messenger RNA of Seminavis robusta, 351 nucleotides long. The record is from the annotation of a GenBank genome assembly. Lineage: Eukaryota; Bacillariophyta; Bacillariophyceae; Naviculales; Naviculaceae.
AUGAUGAUCCGUCUCACUCUCACUAUCAGUACCCUUCUGUGGGCGUUGCAGCUGGCCCAUUCCCGUAUCAUCGUGUCGGUUGACCGUAUUCGCAUUCUCAAGACGAACAAAGAUUGGGAAGGCGACACCGAGGAUUGGGAUGUGAAUAGAGGUACUCUCACUCUCAAGAGUGGAACGUGGAACAAGGGACAAGUUGAAUUCAAGAAGUCUGGCGGAAAGAAAUGGAGGGUGAAGAACAAUAAGAACAAGGAUUGCAAACCGAAAAAGAACAAGUCUGAUUCAAGCGGAUUCUAUUCCUGCUACUUUAGGUACGACAACAGCCAGAAUAAAGCCAAGUUUUGCGCCAUUUGA